This is a messenger RNA of Morus notabilis, 1787 nucleotides long. RefSeq names its product 5' exonuclease Apollo. The coding region runs from base 212 to 1525 and encodes 437 amino acids. The record is from RefSeq and is a predicted model, not a curated record. The transcript is spliced from 4 exons. Gene Ontology annotation, biological process: protection from non-homologous end joining at telomere; interstrand cross-link repair; double-strand break repair via nonhomologous end joining. NCBI's taxonomy places the organism in Eukaryota, Viridiplantae, Streptophyta, Magnoliopsida, Rosales, Moraceae. Gene Ontology annotation, molecular function: 5'-3' DNA exonuclease activity; damaged DNA binding.
CAGUACACGCCGUUAUUCUCAAAGCAUUCAAACUUCAUAAACUGAACACCAGCACCGCCGCGGCCUAUAAAUAAAUCAGCAUUUAAUUUGAUUUAAAUUAUCACAGCAAAGCAACAUUCCCGCGCCAAAAUAACAUAAUCUCUCUCUCUCUCUCUCUCUCUCUCUCUUCAAAUCCCUGAGAAUUUCAAAUUUCUCCCUCCACCUCCAUGCCAUGGAGAAGGGUCUGAUAUCGGUGGACCGGUGGUCCGGAGAGAGCCAGGCCUACUUCCUGACUCACCUCCACUCCGACCACACCAAAGGCCUCUCAUCUUCCUGGUCCAAGGGCCCCAUCUUCUGCUCCCGCCUCACCGCCAAGCUCUUCCCCUUCAAAUUCCCCGAUUUCAGACUCUCCUUGCUCCGCAUCGUCGCCGUCGGCUCUUGGCACUCCCUCUCUCUCCUCUCUUCUUCCACCGGUUCCAAGACCGUCCUCCAGUUCAUGGCCAUCGACGCUCACCAUUGUCCUGGUGCCAUUAUGUUCUUGUUUCGCGGAGACUUUGGCUGUUUGCUAUACACUGGUGAUUUCCGGUGGGAAGUUACUAGUGAUAGGGCAAAUCUUGCAAGGAACACGCUCCUCAAUGCUCUUAAUGGUAGUUCAGUUGACAUCCUUUACUUGGAUAAUACAUACUGCAACCCCUCGCAUGAUUUUCCGCCUCGAGAAUUUACUGCGCAGCAGAUCGUUGAUAUAAUUGCCUCUCAUCCUGACCAUGAUAUCAUCAUUGGGAUUGAUUCUCUGGGAAAAGAAGAUCUUUUGCUGCACAUUUCGCGGGUCCUUAAAAUAAAGAUUUGGGUGUGGCCAGAACGCUUGCAAACCAUGCACCUUCUUGGAUUCGAUGAGAUGUUCACAACUAAGACUUCUCUUACUAGAGUGCGAGCUGUUCCUCGUUAUAGCUUUAGUGUUGAAACCUUAGAAGGGCUGAAUACAAUGCGUCCAACCAUUGGGAUCAUGCCAUCUGGUCUUCCUUGGGUGGUAAAACCCUCUGAAGGAAGUGACAAUCUUUUUGGUUCUCUUUUAACUUCUCGCUACAACAUAAGUAAAUGUACUGAAAAUGGUGGGGCCCGGACUUAUAAGUCAAAUGGGAGUUUAGGAUCUACUGAAAGGUUUCACAAGUACAUUUAUUCUGUUAGCUACUCUGAUCACUCGUCCUAUUCUGAGAUAGAGAACUUUAUAAAGCUUGUUCAGCCAGCCAACAUGAAAGGCAUUGUGUCAUCAUCAACUUGCUAUGUUGAUCCUAUGUACUACUUUGGCCGCCUUUGUGGAGUAAACCAACCAGCACAGAGGCUACGCCAAAAGCAUAAAAGGAAAGAGAGUGAUGAAAUAACUUUGGUUACCAAAUCUAUAUUUGGCCGGAAUAUUUCUGAGGAACUAGUGAAGAAAUUGGCAAGGAACAUGAAGGUUAAAUACGUACGUGCACAAGCAAGCAGAGUAAGUUCACGCAGGCGAGUAAGGUGUGGCGCAAAGAUUCUGGAAGAUGACUGUCGUGACUGAAUAUUGCUCUGUUAAAACUCUUUUAACAGAGUGGUUUUUUCUUUGGCGUAGGAACUAAAUGUUGUGGACUUACGCUUAUGAAUUGGCUUCUAAAGCUCUUAAUAUCGGGAUUCGGUAGUGCAGAUGUGUCAUCUCUCUCUCACUCUGUGCCUUGGCCCAGAGAAAUUAUUGCUGUAUAGAGUUGAAAAGCAAUACCUUGUCAUGUGAAUCUUUUCUAUAAUGCAAUUAUAUGUUAUACUGUUUUGGUUUCUUUUCUAGAGUU